Monascus purpureus is the source of this 1365-nucleotide messenger RNA. Lineage: Eukaryota; Fungi; Ascomycota; Eurotiomycetes; Eurotiales; Aspergillaceae. The record is from the annotation of a GenBank genome assembly.
CGCAGAUCACAUUCUUGAAGAAGCAACUGCAGUCACGAUACUUGAUCUGACCGGAAAUAGUUUACCUUCAGUAAGUCUUGCGUGAUUGCUGGACGUUUGGCACUGAGGUGUUGCGGAAUAACUGCGUACCAAGGAAAGAGUUCGGAGAUGCCCAAGCGCCAGCAUGUCGAUGCUGCAUCUCCACAGCUUUGAAACCUUCUCCAGAAUCUCAUUCACUGAACUCCCGACAAAAAAGAAGCACGGCAUAAGUUAAAUAGCGCCUGUAACUCAAUGGAAACAAACAAAAGACGCACGCUGGAUGCAGGUCAGUCGCAGGUCUCACUUCCGAAACGAUCUCGGAUUAAUAUCUCUCGCAAACCACCUUCAAGAGAUCCUCUGCCUGUUGAUGGUAGCAAUGAUGCGAAAAGUGCGGCCUCGAUAACUUCCCAAAACAAUCUAUCUGAAGAGGAGGAGACGUCUAGUUUAGGCGAAGAUGAGACGUCAUCAGACUCGUCGUCCUCAGAAAGUGACGGUAAUGAUGAUGCUGAUGAAGACAACGGCGCCGAAUCCGCUGAGACACCAAUCCCCUACGUGCCAGGACGACCAAAGCCACGAAUAUACCGCGUGAAUCAGGACUCCGAUAUUCUUUCCCGUGUGUCGUCCUUCUUACCAAAAUUGAGAAGCGCCAAUGAAGCUCUGCAGAGGGAAAUCGAUGCAGGACGAGCGAAAGACGUGAAGUUGGAUGAAGUGGACGGGGAUGAAGAAGGGCAAUAUAUCGAAAUGAACCUCGGGUUAGGAGUUUUAGAAGAGAAACGCGACGACAAUGAGACCGACACCUCUGAAGAGGACGCAACUUCCGAUACGGAUGUAAAGGGCGAAGAGGAGGAAGCGAAAGACUCAGCAGCAGCGGUAUCUAGGCCCCCAAGACCCCGGGAGUCAAAUAUCCUGGGCAAGCUAAUGGGGAAUAAGACGGCGAGGAAGAACAAACCUGCUAUUGAAGAGAUAGUUGAUUGAAUAUUCUCUGUACACACAGAAAAGUGUACGAAUAAGCCUAUUGUCAUGCCUACUCGGUUUGCUAUAUUUGUAUGCAAGAUCCAUGAUGCGCCGCACUCCACCUGAGAAUGAAAAGCUUCCACGAGAGGCCCGCAAAUUAAAUGAGGGGAGCCAUGCAUUUGGAAUGCGGAUAUUUACGAUAUACAGUCCAGGAAAAGCCAUCUGACCAGGGUGUUAGAUGCUCUAAUACCUCCAUACUCAACUCUAACGAUGAUGAUGACGACGGAGAUGGGUUAUACUGAAUGAAGCAUAUGCUGUGCCCGCACCAUCCAAAGACUGAGCAGCUUCCUACAAGUUAUGGUCUCUCAGCAAAUAAAGAAUGGCAUAUCUUAU